AUGCCGUCAGAUCGGGACGCGAAUCAGCAACCCUCCGGUCCAAAGUCCAAGUCCCUUCAGACUGAACCACUGCUGCCCAAGUCACACAUGGCCAAGGACUGGCACUUUGCAGUUCAAGUCAGACUGAGAGCACUUAUUGGGAAAACCAACUGUGGCAGCCGGGUGUGGUUAGAGCGCCGGCUGCUGGGUAGGCUGGGUCCUGGGAAGACGACACACCCCGUCCUGGCCUUCCCCGCUCGGAAAAUGACGGAAGGAGAAAGCCCGCUGGGCCAGGCCCUCCAGCGUCUCGCCCUCGUGCAGGAGAGCACAACGGCCUUACAACGGCAGCAGAGCGAGGCUCUCCUCGUAAUCGCCUCCAGCCAGCGGGAGGACCGUGCUCUCCUGCGGGAGCUGCUGCAGCGUCCGGCCGCCCGGGAGGCCGAGCCGGUGACCAACCCCGCCCGGCCGCCGCAGAUUGCCCUCCAGAAGAUGUCAGCCGACGACGACCCAGAGGCUUAUCUGGACAUAUUCGAGGGCACUGCGGCGGCGUGCGGGUGGCCGGAGGAGGAGUGGGCUGUGCGGCUUCUUCCCCUGCUGGCCGGGGCAGCGCAGCUAGCCGCCCACAGCCUGCCAGCGUCCGAUCGACAUGAGUACAAGCAGUUGCGGAGGGCCAUCCUGGACCGGCUCGGCAGCACACCAGAGGGACACCGCCGCCGGUUCAGGGCCCUUCCCUUCGAGGACGCUGGCCGCCCCUUCUCCUACGCGAAGCAGCUCCUCGAUGCGGCGAGGCGCUGGCUUCAGCCGGGGAUGCGCUCCGCCGAGGACGUCAUGGAGCAGGUGGCACUGGAGCAGUUUGUCGCCGGGCUGCCAUCGUCAACGGCGAAUUGGGUCCAGUGUCACCGCCCUGCCAGCCUGGAGGCAGCCGUCGUCCUCGCGGAGGACCACCUUUCGCUUCCCCGGCGGAGCAUGAAGGAGGAGCCCCGACAACCUGUCGUCCCCGCGGACCGACCCGUUCCAGCCCCAAGGAGGAGGUUCCCGACAGCAGCCGCUGCACCGCGUUCCCCUCAACCCACGACCCGGCCCCUUCCCACCCAAGCCCUACCUCAUCUCUCUCUCUCUCUCUCUCUCUCCCCAGGAUCCAGCCUCCGCCUCUGGUCGUCCGGCACCACGGGGGGCUCCUCAGGCGCCAGGGCAGGAGUGCUGGCGGUGCGGGCAGCCCGGCCACUUCCGGCGGGAGUGUCCCAUGAUGGAGGUCGGACAGUUGGUCCGGGUUGCGGGACCGCCAGUUGCCUCCCCCGGUUUAGAAGGGACGUACCGUAUACCGUAGGCUGGGUCCUGGGAAGACGACACACCCCGUCCUGGCCUUCCCCGCUCGGAAAGUACCGCGGAGCUGCCUGUAGUGUGCACAAUUCUCAACCAAUAAACGCAUUGUUUUGCCCAACGCCGAACGCUUCCGGCUCUUACCUGUUACCUGAGCCAUCCCGCUCACACCAACAUUGUCACAAGAAGUUUGGAAAGGUCAAAUUGGAAACCUGCACUGUGACAGAUAGAUGUGAAAUAGGGAUUAACAUUUGAAUAUGCCUGCAGUCAUUAUUGAACAUAUUGUGAGUGGUUGAUUACAACAUGUGGGUACUGUCAGUUCUAUAGAAAAUAGGAGUCUGAAAAACGUAUGUUUACCUUUUUAAUGAAGACGUAAAGGUUCUAUGUUCAACCAAAAGAAGCAAUGGUUUUUUUAAUCUGUUUUCUUUUACAUGUAUUUAAUAUUUGUAUCCUUAGUUUGGUUUUUGCACAAGUUUGUUAAAGUUUGACUCAAUGUAGUCCAGUAGCACUAAUAUGUAAUAUCUAAACUUUGGAAUUAACAUGUUAAUGAUAACAUGUCCAUGUUUAAAAUAUAAGGACUAGCAGAAAGUGGA
Eleginops maclovinus (Patagonian blennie) is the source of this 1892-nucleotide messenger RNA. RefSeq lists its product as uncharacterized. The coding region runs from base 1 to 1554 and encodes 517 amino acids. Lineage: Eukaryota; Metazoa; Chordata; Actinopteri; Perciformes; Eleginopidae. The record is from RefSeq and is a predicted model, not a curated record. The transcript is spliced from 6 exons.